AAGCAGGGUGCGCCUGGGGCGGAGUCCUGGGUCCCGGCCGGACCUUUUCCGUCCUCUUUGGACCAGAAGUGGGAAGCAAAGUGAGGCGAUCCAGGCUGCAGAGGACCGAACAGAACUUUGCAGAAUUUGGAAUGUACGGGGUGAGGUUGCUGAGGCCUUGACUCGCCUCCGGCCUCUGUCCCCUGGUCACCAUCCAGUGGGCUCCCGCCUCCUGCUCUCAGACCCAAUUCUGUUUGCUCCCACUGCCUGCAGCUCCGGGGACAGAUCCUGAAACUGGCUCUCUUUUAACUGGGUUGCUAGCCUGAGCCUGAUUCUUGCGCGCGGGCAACCGAGCCGAACGACAGCCUAGUGUCAUGACGGAAGGGCAGGCAGUCCCGGGAGUCGGGGACUGGGAGAUCGACGUGGAAAGCCUAGACCUGGAGGAAGAUAGCUGUGGGACUCCUCUGCGGGCCACGCCGCCGCAGGAACCCAGUCCGGCGGCGGCCGAUGGGGAGGAGGACGAGGACGAAGAAGAGGAGGAUGAAGAUGUGGAGGACGAGGGUGACGGCGAGGAGCCCGGCGCGUCCCCGGAGGUGCCAGGCCGGCCAGAGCAGCCCGGGGGACUGGCACCCAGGCCACCGCCUGCUGCUCAGGCGCUGCCAGCCGCCGCCGCCGCCGCCCCUGAGCGCGGUGCCACCGCUGGUGGCAGCGCAGAGCCGCGCAAACUGAGCCGCACGCCCAAGUGCGCACGCUGCCGCAACCACGGCGUGGUGUCCUGUCUCAAGGGCCACAAGCGAUUCUGUCGCUGGCGGGACUGCCAGUGCGCCAACUGCCUGCUGGUGGUGGAGCGCCAGCGUGUCAUGGCCGCCCAGGUGGCGCUCCGGAGGCAGCAGGCCACAGAGAGGCAGUUAAUAUUCUUCCUAAUGAGCAUCAAGUUCUGCCUAAGUGUCAAGGACAAGAAGGGACUUUCUGGGAAACAGAACAAUUUCGAUCGGAAAGCAGUGUACCAGAGGCAAGUCAGGGCGCCAAGUUUGCUGGCCAAAAGCAUUUUAGAAGGCUAUCGCCCAAUGACUGCAGAGACUUACCUAGGAGGGACCCUUCCUCUACCCCCGCCUGUCAGUGAUAGGAUGAGGAAGAGAAGAGCCUUUGCUGACAAGGAGUUGGAGAACAUUAUGCUGGAGAGAGAAUAUAAAGAGAGGGAGAUGUUAGAAACAUCUCAAGCUGCUGCCUUGUUCUUGCCCAACCGUAUGGUGCCUGGACCUGAGUACAGUUCCUACAAAGGUACCUACAACCCCACUGCAGGAGAGCUGCCGAGCAAGGACUUCUGUAACUUUUUACCUACCUGCCUUGAUCUCACCAUGCAGUAUUCAGGGUCUGGGAAUAUGGAACUUAUUUCUUCUAAUGUCAGUGUGGCCACAACUUACAGACAAUAUCCCCUGUCCUCAAGAUUUUUAGUUUGGCCCAAGUGCGGUCCCAUUAGUGACACCCUUCUCUACCAGCAAUACCUGUUAAAUGCUACCACUUCUGUCCAAGCCCUGAAGCCUGGGGCUGGCUGGGACUUGAAAGGAACCCGAGUUCAGGAUGGGCUUAGCACAGAGCAAGACAUGAUGCCACCCAAACUGGAAGGCUCUCUGGUGCUGCCCCAUCUGCCCGAGGUCCCAGCCUCGAGAACGGACCUUCAGGUUCACCAGGUUGUUCCAGAGAGGUCUGCCUUCUCCCCACCCGGUCGGAAUUUCUCUCCCAUUGUUGAUAUGGACUGCCUGGCAGCUCAAGGGCACGUCUUAACCAAGCUCAGCAAAGAAAACACUAGACCUUCUCUGCCACUUAAACCUAAUCCAUUCCACUCAGUAUUCCAGCAGACGCUCAGCGACAAAUCAGGCCCUGAGUUGAAAGCACCAUUUGUCAAAGAGGCCUUUGAAGAGACCCCAAAGAAACACAGAGAGUGUUUGGUCAAGGAGAGCCAGAAGUACACAUUUACAAUAGACAGAUGCGCAAAAGACCUCUUUGUAGCCAAACAAGUUGGAACGAAACUUUCGGCGAAUGAGCCACUGUCGUUUUCUGUCGAAUCUAUUCUUAAGAGGCCUUCAUCUGCUGUCACUCACGUCUCUCAGUAAAGGGCUGCUUACAAGGGAAGCUGGAUUUUCUCCAGUCUCUUGGCAGUUACCAUUUUUUUUUUUUUAAAGUUAAGAUGUAUGUAUAAAGAAAUUUCUAAUGUAAAUGACCGAUUCUUAAAACCCUAUGUAUUUCCUUUGCAUGUAUCUUUUCUAUCACACCAGUAUAUUUAAAGAUAGAAACUACUUACUGUGCAAAUUGUAAGGGUCCGUGCUUUCCACAGCAUUCCAAAAAGCAAUAAAAAUAACACCGUCUUCUAAA
Mus caroli (Ryukyu mouse) is the source of this 2352-nucleotide messenger RNA. NCBI's taxonomy places the organism in Eukaryota, Metazoa, Chordata, Mammalia, Rodentia, Muridae. The record is from RefSeq and is a predicted model, not a curated record.